AGAUGCCAGGAGCUGCGCACGGAGUCUGACCGACCCGUCACCAUGGGCUGGCCGGUCAGUGCCGGAUUGAUGAGAGCUCUGCUCAGCGUGGCCAUCACCACCACAUUCUUCGUCAGUGUGGUCGGCAUCAACUUCCGGGAGAAGGAGAAACGCAUCCUGGACAACAUCCUGUCGCAGGGCAGCGGAAACUCGAGCGGAUACGACAAGCGAAUUCGACCUUCCGGCGUUAAUGACGGACCGACCGUAGUGGCCAUAAAUUUGAUGAUCCGUAGCAUUGCUCGCAUUGACGAUGUCACGAUGUGGACCAACCCACACAUGUGUCCGUGAACCUCCUCAUCAGGUCGAUCAGUAAAAUAGAUGACUACAGCAUGGAGUACAGCGUACAGCUGCUGUUCCGAGAGAAGUGGAACGACGAACGGCUCAAGUUCGACGACAUGGGAGGUCGAGUCAACUACCUAACACUGACCGACCCGCGCCGAAUCUGGAUGCCCGACCUGUUCUUCAAGAACGAGAAGACAGGCCACCUGCACGAGAUCACCAUGCCCAACAUGUAUAUCCGGAUAUUCGCCGACGGGGGUGUGCUCUACAGUGUCAGAAUAUCGCUGACGCUGUCGUGCCCUAUGGACCUGAAACUGUAUCCGCUCGACAAACAGACGUGCUCGCUGAAAAUGGCUAGCUACGCCUGGAAAACGGACGAUCUGAUAUUCGUGUGGAAGGAGGGUGACCCGGUGCAGAUUGACGACGGCCUCCACCUGCCGCGGUUCACGCUGGAAAAGUUCCAGACGGCCUACUGCAACAGCAAGACAAACACAGGCGAGUACAGCUGCCUGACGGUGGACCUGCUGUUCAAGCGCGAGUUCUCCUACUACCUGAUCCAGAUUUACGUGCCCUGCUGCAUGCUGGUGAUCGUGUCGUGGGUGUCGUUCUGGCUGGACCAGAACGCCGUGCCGGCGCGCGUCUCACUGGGCGUCACCACGCUGCUCACCAUGGCCACCCAGACGUCCGGCAUCAACGCCGCCCUGCCGCCCGUCUCCUACACAAAGGCCAUCGACGUGUGGACCGGCGUGUGCCUCAUGUUUGUGUUCGGCGCCAUGCUCGAGUUCGCGCUGGUCAACUACGCCAGUCGCUCGGACAUGCACCGCGAGACGCUGAAGCGGGGCCGCGGCCGGCCGCCGCCGCCGCCGCCCGAGCACGACCACCAGCACACGUCGCUGGGCGAGCUGGGGGACCACGGCGACGACGGACAGACCGCCUACGCCAUGCGGCCACUGGUGCACCGCGCCGACCGUAGCAACAGCGCCGGUUUCGACAAGAGUCGUCAGUGUGAGAUUCACAUGCAGGUCGGCGGCGGCCACAAGGGCUGCUGCCGCAGCUGGCUAUCCAAGUUCCCGACGCGCUCGAAACGGAUAGACGUCAUCGCCCGGAUCACCUUUCCGCUGGUGUUCGCCCUGUUCAACAUGAUCUACUGGGCGACGUACAUCUUCCAGGACGGUGGCCAGGAGAUGAAGUGAGCCUCCGCGGCACACGGACAAACUCUGGCGGCCCGGCGCGACCGGCAACGCCAGCACGCUGUGCCAAUGUUUCCACUUUCACAGAUGUGUAUGCGAGGUAGUGAUACAUAUAUCAGCAAGCGGUACACGAGAAUGGAGUGUCUGGGGUGAAUGGCAGUCCGCAUACCGCGGGAUAGAUUACCGGGCUGGCUGAGUGGACCCCGGGACGGAAUACUAGCCGCGUCUCUCGUGCAACCCAUCGAAAAGUGGUGGUUUAAAUGCUCAUACCUCGACGGACCUACUGUGGUGGCCCCUCACCGGUGGACUGACGGCUGGGCGGCCCGACCGGGACGGUCACCGCGAUUGUGAUACUGACACAAUGUGCUGCGGUGACAAUCCUGCGCCGCCAGUCGCUCGGCUGGACGAUUGGCGCGAGCGACGUGGCUCCCCUGCUGUUACGAGUUGUCUCACGUUUAUAAGAGCUCCGCCCAACCGUUGGCGUUACUGCGCGGUAGAGUUUAUCGUCUUCUCGGCGGGAGGGGCGCGCUCGGGGCUCGUUCGAGUGUUCGAACGGUCGGACCGGGCCGAUCCGCUGCUGUCAGGAUGCCGACUGUCCGAUCGGCUAAUUGCCGGUUGGAACGAAGCGAGUGGACGUCCCGUGACGCGUUGCUCAGACGCUGGCCGGCCGCCGGGGUGGCGCGCUGUCUUUCGUUGGCGGUAAGCUCGCUUCCUGCCGCCCGGUGUGUGCCCCGCGCGGCGCCGGCACACUGGCUCACUGCGCGCUCUGAGUUGCCGCGGCGCCGCUGCUUGGGUGCGUCUCGUUGUGUGUGCUCUCUGACUGUUUCCGUGUCGGUUACCCGGGUGUGGGGCCGCCGGGGAGGCGUCGCCCACGUCUCGGUGUGAGCUGUCUCCGCCCGGGAGCGGCUGUUUCUGUUGGCCGCUGGGUGACUCCUAACUCGCCGCGGCGCUCUGUUUCCACCCCGGGAGGCGGUCGUCUCGGGUAGUCCCCGACUGGCCGGUCGUGGUCACACAUUCCACCAGCGCUAACCUCAGGCAAAACGAACCGACUCUGUGUUCAUGUAGCGACAACGCACCCCGGGACGAGUUUUAUAACGGCUCGACCAAGUCACUGGGAGAGCGAUUAUCAGUUACGGGAGCUAGAAACGAGUAGUGGGGUUGAGUGUAUUUGCAUUGUGUUCUCUGCUUAUUGUUACUCGAGGAGAUUUAACUCGUAGUUCCAAUCCUCUGAUCCACGAAAUAGUCCGUCAAUGUAAACUCCCGUCGAACUAAGCUCGGUCAAUGGUGCGGACAUUCACAUACAUCGCACACACGUCUCAUCCUAGGGUCCGACACAUCUCAUCACUAGUGUCUGAAGCCAUUUCGACAUGCGCACACCGGCAGGGCGCGCCCCAGUGGUGCCAGCGCCGCUCUCAACGGCCCGUUGUUGCGUAGGUGUUAGUUCGCGUCAUUUUAAUAAAUAAAUUCUGAGAAAAAA
Amphibalanus amphitrite is the source of this 2985-nucleotide messenger RNA. Its product is annotated as glutamate-gated chloride channel-like. NCBI's taxonomy places the organism in Eukaryota, Metazoa, Arthropoda, Thecostraca, Balanomorpha, Balanidae. The record is from RefSeq and is a predicted model, not a curated record. Gene Ontology annotation, cellular component: membrane; neuron projection; synapse. The transcript has 12 exons. The coding region runs from base 369 to 1511 and encodes 380 amino acids. Gene Ontology annotation, biological process: chemical synaptic transmission; regulation of membrane potential; chloride transmembrane transport. Gene Ontology annotation, molecular function: chloride channel activity; transmembrane signaling receptor activity; extracellular ligand-gated monoatomic ion channel activity.